CCGGCCCCUUCAUGAUCACACCCACACACAAGCCAUUCAUCUCACCAUCAAACACCUUACAAAUCAAUCAAUCACACAACCACAUGGCCGCCGCCGCCGCCGCCGCCUCCCGCCGCGCCUCGCUCGCCGCGUCAUUCCUUCUCCUCCUGCUCCUCGCGGCGCCGCUCCGCGGGGCCGAGGCGAUCACAUGCGCCGACGUGAUCAGCUACGUCGGGCCCUGCGUGACCUACAUCACCGGCGGCGAGAUAUCGCAGGCGUGCUGCAGCGGCGCCAAGGAGCUGCGCGACGUGGCAUCAACCACGGCGGUGCGCCGCCAGAUCUGCUCGUGCCUGAAAAGCGAGGCGUCCUCCUACUCGGGGCUGACCGUCGACGCCUUCGACAAGAUCGUGGCGCAGUGCGGGGUCAGCCUCCCCUACAAGAUUGGCGCUGACCCUAACUGCUCAGUAUUGAACUGAGGCAUACAAAUUAAAGGAAUUGGAGCUGCAUGUGGCUACACGUACGUACGCAUGCAUGGAGGAGUGUGAGAAUAAGUUGUUAUAGUUGUUCUAUAUGAAUUUGCACUAUAUAUAUGUUAUAUGUGUGUGUGAAGUGGCAUAUGUGUGUGUCUUAAUUAAUUAAAUAAGAGAGGGGGCCAAUAUUUGGCUGUUGUGAGCCAUGGCCUCGUUGUUUGAGUUCAAAACAAA
Ananas comosus (pineapple) is the source of this 683-nucleotide messenger RNA. RefSeq names its product non-specific lipid-transfer protein 1-like. Gene Ontology annotation, biological process: lipid transport. Lineage: Eukaryota; Viridiplantae; Streptophyta; Magnoliopsida; Poales; Bromeliaceae. Gene Ontology annotation, molecular function: lipid binding. The coding region runs from base 12 to 455 and encodes 147 amino acids. The transcript has 2 exons. Gene Ontology annotation, cellular component: membrane. The record is from RefSeq and is a predicted model, not a curated record.